Messenger RNA from Pecten maximus, 1208 nucleotides. RefSeq names its product THO complex subunit 6 homolog. Gene Ontology annotation, molecular function: protein binding. The transcript has 14 exons. The record is from RefSeq and is a predicted model, not a curated record. Gene Ontology annotation, biological process: mRNA export from nucleus. Lineage: Eukaryota; Metazoa; Mollusca; Bivalvia; Pectinida; Pectinidae. Gene Ontology annotation, cellular component: transcription export complex; THO complex. The coding region runs from base 141 to 1157 and encodes 338 amino acids.
GUCCGGACUCUACUUCACAUUUAGUGAGUCUACUCGACUUCCGUUUGCGGGAAAUUGAGAUUUAAUUUUAGUGUUAGCACAACAAGUUCACCAGAAAAGCUUCUAAACAUUAGAGACGAUUCUAGCCAAACAGACUGAAUAUGAAAGAGCAAGAUCGGAGCCUCGCCGCACGAAGGCAAUACCACACAUCAGUUUUUGCACAAUGUUUUUCCCCAUGUGGGAAGUUUCUGGCUGCAGCAAAUAACCAUGGAUACAUUGCAGUUUUCAGUCUAUCAACAGCUCUAUCACCAGACAGCACAGAAGCUCUUUGGAAACCUAUCUACUCUUUCAAAGCAUCAGAGGAAGGAGCAAUAUUUUGUCUAGCUUCAUCAGACAUCUUCUUAAUCAGUGGUGGAAAUGGACCAAUUUGUGCAUGGAAGUGGUCAGACAUACUGAACAAGUCCCCAAAGGUGAUUUGGUCAUGGAGUCUUCCUAAAAGAGGGCCGUUUUAUCAAACAGAGGUCAACACCAUUGUGAUAGACAAACAGGAAACACAGUGUCGUCUGUAUGCAGGCUGUGGGGAUAACAAUGUAUAUGUAUGGGACAUGGAGACCGGCGAACAGUUGGUCAGUUUGGCUGGACAUGACAACUACGUUCACAGUGUAACCCUAAAAAAUAAAGGCCAGAUGUGUGCCACAGCAUCUGAAGAUGGCACAGUCAAAAUCUGGGAUAUGAGGCAGCCAUCUUCAGCACAACACACACUUGAACCAUACAAAAAUCCAUUAUGUACCAGGCCAGAAUUAGGAAAAUGGUUGGGAUGUGUAACUAUGGAAACUGGUGACGAUUGGCUGGUAUGUGGAGGUGGUCCAAAGAUGUCCCUGUGGCACCUGCGAUCACUAGAGGCCACCACGGUGUUUGAUACCCCAGCUGUUAGUCAGAAGACAGUCAUGUUCUAUGAGGACACGAUAAUUUCAGCGGGAGGUGAGCCAUAUGUAAAUCAUUGGUAUGUAAAUGGUGACCAGAAGGCACGGAUACCUUGUACCCCAACUAAUGUGUUCAGCAUUGUUGUCAACACCGCCCUCAACAGUCAUAAGGUGCUUUGCACUGCCGGGAACAGUCCCAAGAUUGACGUCUGCACAAACUUCGGAUAUAAGGCAUUCUCAUUGACAUUCAGCUGAUAUAUUUCUUACAAUACAAUAAAAAUACAUGUUACAUGCUUUUCUACAACA